Messenger RNA from Laccaria bicolor S238N-H82, 252 nucleotides. RefSeq lists its product as uncharacterized. Lineage: Eukaryota; Fungi; Basidiomycota; Agaricomycetes; Agaricales; Hydnangiaceae. Bases 1 to 252 code for a protein of 83 amino acids. The record is from RefSeq and is a predicted model, not a curated record. The transcript has a single exon.
AUGUCGUACGCAAUCGUCUUUUCGCUUCUCCCAAAAACAUUCAAGGACUCGUCGGCUUUCUUGGGUUCAAGCACGAUCGAAAGUUGGCGUUGCGCACAUUUUUGCCUAACCCUGUUCAUGGUGUGUUUGCGGGGUGUGAAACUUUAUCAUGUCUUUUUCGAGUAUAUUCUUAGUCUUGUCCUUAUGAUGUAUCAUGGCGGAGUGCUUCUCAUAUCAGGGUAUCAAGCGGACAAUGCGAGGAUCCUGAAAUAG